Gossypium arboreum is the source of this 1194-nucleotide messenger RNA. Its product is annotated as putative ATP synthase protein YMF19. Gene Ontology annotation, cellular component: membrane; mitochondrion. Lineage: Eukaryota; Viridiplantae; Streptophyta; Magnoliopsida; Malvales; Malvaceae. The record is from RefSeq and is a predicted model, not a curated record. The transcript has 2 exons. Bases 370 to 1194 code for a protein of 274 amino acids.
UUUCCUGAAAGCAGGAAGCACCGUCUUAUUAUACGAAUACAAGCUGCUUGCUUAUCGGCUGUUGUCACAAUUAAAUCAGAAUUAGCUACGAUCAAUGAAAAUAUCGUAGUAUAGUUACAGCUACUUUGUUGGCUGUAACGUGAUUUAAUUGUAGUCAGUCUUUACUUAAAAAUGCCCCACCCCAGGAAAGGAAUGCCUUUCUACUCCCAUGCUUUCACUUUUGCGUCUUUAUUCUAUGCUUUUCGUUGGUCAACAACCAACAAACAAACGUUCUCUAUAGUUCUUCACUACUCCUACAGGAAGGACUCGCUUUCUCUUUCUGUCUUGAGGGAAUCAAUAAUAAUAAUAAUAAUAAAUAAAUAAAUAAAAAUGCCUCAAUUGGAUAAAUUGACUUAUUUUUCACAAUUCUUCUGGUUAUGCCUUUUCCUCUUUAUUUUCUAUAUUCCAAUAUGCAAUGAUGGAGAUGGAGUACUUGGGAUCAGCAGAAUUCUAAAACUACGGAACCAACUGCUUUCACACCGGGGGAACAACAUCCUGAGCAAGGACCCCAAGAGUUUGGAGGAUAUCUUGAGAAAAGGUUUUAGCACCGGUGUAUCCUAUAUGGACUUUACUUUAUUCGAAGUAUCCAAAUGGUGUAAGGCUGUCGACUUAUUGGGAAAAAAGAGGAAAAUAACUUUGAUCUCUUGUUUCGGAGAAAUAAGUGGCUCACGCGGAAUAGAAAGAAACAUAUUCUAUUUGAUCUCGAAGUCCUCCUAUAGCAAUCCUGGAUGGGGGAUCACUUGUAGGAAUGACAUAAUGCUAAUAAACAAUUGGCCAACGAAACAUGUCCAAGAUUGCCACUAUUGCAAGAAGCCGGGUCACAUGAUUGCAGACUCUCGAAAGCGGCAGAAUGCAAACUCUCGUCGACAGUCAGACACAGCUCAUCUUGCCGCUCUCCCAGAGACGCCUACAGAAUCGGAAACUUUCCAAUCCCCUUACUCCAUAGGGCCUCUGAAGCAUUACUUCUAUGAUCUUAGGAGCACUCCCACGCCCGACACAGAUAGUUUUACCCCACGACAGCGGAAGCAGAUUCAGAGGUUGAAUCCGUCUUGUCAUAUCUCUUCCUCCUCUGCAACAGGUAUUUGCUCCCCCUUAUGCUUACAACAUAGGGGGCUGCUUACUUUCUUCGGGUGCAUCGAAGAAUAUGACUGGUGA